UCCGGCCUCUGGUCAGCUGCUGCCUUUCACAGUGCAGUUAUAGGCUAUCCCACAGCAGACUAUUCCUAGUCCAGCUGUGCUCCACCAGUGAGGAGAGCUCCCAGCAGCAGCAGCAGCAGCAGCAGCAGUGUGUUCUGGUCCUCCGGCUGAGGUGCAGAGAUGCCUCCCAAGUCCGUUAAACGCGCUAUAACGGACGCGCUGGAUGACUUGUCCGAGGAGCAAGUAAAAAGGUUCUGCUCCGUGGUACGGGACCGCAAGGAAGAGCCGCGGAUCAGACUGGCAGAUCUGGAGGGAAAAAGUCGUCCAGAAAUUGCACGUGUCCUGGUUCAGUUGCACACCGAAGUCAAAGCUAAAGAGGUGGCUCUGGAGGCGCUGGGGGAGAUUGGCUGCAACCAGCAAAAAAAGAGCCUCGCUGAGGAGUUCGGUGAGGCUUCAGUGGCACCUGUUUCCAGGUACGGAAACAUCAUGUUGGUGGAAACUACCGGCGCCUCACAACAAACAGCUCAGCAGGACAAGCUGAAAUACUCAGGUGUGAAGGCGUCAUACGCCAUGGCUGAGACUGAUCUGGUGGAGAUGAACAAAUACAAAACCAUCAUCCAAAAUGCGGCUCGUCAGAAAGGACUUGAUCCAGCUCUCAUUGCUGCACUCAUUUCCAGGUCAUGCAGGGCUGGAAAGACACUGACGGCAGGCAAGGGGUGCUAUGACGAGAAGAGAAAAGCCUAUAAUACCUACGGGCUGAUGCAGAUUGAUAUCAAUCCAAAUGGAGGUGGACACAUCCCAAAAGGCGCAUGGGACAGUGAGGAACACCUCUGCCAAGCCAUUGACAUCCUGCUGUAUUUCAUGUUGCGCAUCAAGCAUGCAUUUCCAGACUGGACCAAGGAGCAGCAGCUGAAAGGUGGGAUAGCAGCCUACCAUGCAGGGGAUGGGAACAUCCACUCCUAUGAAGAGGUGGACGCCAAAACCUGGUGUGGAGACUACUCCAACGAUGUUAUUGCCAGGGCUCAGUGGUACAAAAGCGAGGGUGGCUUUUAAGCCGUCAGCAAUCAUGUAUGAAAUGAUGCACGUAACGAAUGGAGAUUCCUCUUUUAAAAUUUCUAGUCGUCGUCAUUUCUUAUAAAUGAUAUAUUUUUCAGCAACUGCAGCUCAACAGAAUCAUCCAAAACAUUUGUCUAAACAGUUAAAAUGAUUGAUUACAUAAAUUAGCAAACCAUUGUAAUCAUAUGUGUCAAUGUGUUUUAAAUACAUUUACGAAUUGUUUUAAACUUGACUGUUAAUCAUUUGUAAUUUUACAAUAAUAUGUACAUGUAACAGGUAAUAAAUGCUUUACAACACACUUAAA
Molecule: messenger RNA, 1339 nt
Organism: Epinephelus lanceolatus (giant grouper)
Lineage: Eukaryota; Metazoa; Chordata; Actinopteri; Perciformes; Serranidae
Product: lysozyme g-like
Biological process (GO): peptidoglycan catabolic process; defense response to Gram-positive bacterium
Cellular component (GO): extracellular region
Molecular function (GO): lysozyme activity
Source: RefSeq, a predicted model, not a curated record